This is a messenger RNA of Limulus polyphemus (Atlantic horseshoe crab), 2465 nucleotides long. RefSeq names its product dnaJ homolog subfamily B member 4-like. The record is from RefSeq and is a predicted model, not a curated record. The transcript has 3 exons. Gene Ontology annotation, cellular component: cytosol. NCBI's taxonomy places the organism in Eukaryota, Metazoa, Arthropoda, Merostomata, Xiphosura, Limulidae. The coding region runs from base 428 to 1513 and encodes 361 amino acids. Gene Ontology annotation, molecular function: protein-folding chaperone binding. Gene Ontology annotation, biological process: negative regulation of transcription by RNA polymerase II.
CAACGUCAGCUGUGUGAACAUUCAUUCAGUGUGCAGUUAUAAUCAUCUUCUUGUGGGAUUACGUAGUUAACGUAACUGGGCUGCUGUAUUUGUUUAAAUUGUAGGAAGAACAGAUGAAGGACCAGUGAAUGCUGAAUAGCUUACUUGUAGAUUAUAUGUAAAAAAUUGCGCUUAUUUUUCAGUAUUAUUUAUGUAAUCAAGGUUUUGAAUCAUACACAAGGCUGUGACUCGUGUGAGAUUCACAAUUUUUUUAAAACCUUAUGAGUCGAACAAACAACUGUUGUGUUUUGUGGGCAGCACUACAGCUAGGCCUACACUAGUACUAUUCUACUAAUCAUUUUUAGUACUAGUACUACAACUAUUAGUGUAACACUACAGCAUUAGUACUACAGCUUGGUCGUGUCAAACUAUUUUUUGGUUGAACACAAUGGGGAAGGACUACUACAAAAUUUUAGGCUUAAAAAGAAAUGCUAGUGAUGGUGAGAUAAAAAAGGCUUAUCGUAAGCUAGCUUUAAAAUUCCAUCCUGAUAAGAAUAAGAGUCCUGAAGCAGAAGAAAAGUUCAAAGAAGUAGCAGAAGCUUAUGAAGUACUGAGUGACAAGAAGAAGAAAGAAAUAUAUGACCAGUAUGGUGAAGAAGGGCUAAAAGGAAGUAGUGGAGGAGGAAGUGGUGGUGGCGGCUCAGGGCCUCAGUACACCUAUACCUUCCACGGAGACCCUAGAGCCACAUUUGCCCAGUUCUUUGGAACUGACAACCCAUUUGAAAACUUUUUCUCCAUGGGUGGUCUUGGUGGGCAUGGAGGAGGGCCAAAUCUUUUCUUUAUGGAUGAUGAUAUGGACAUUGAAUCAGAUUUAUUCACUUCAUCUUUUGGCAGUAAUAGCCGUAAUAAUCCCUUCCGGUCACAGAGUUUUACUGCAGGGAGCCCAAACAUGGGUAGAUCAAAGUCACACAAACAGGAUCCACCAAUUGAGCAUGACCUUUACCUUUCCUUGGAAGAGGCCUUUAAAGGCUGUGCCAAAAAAAUGAAGAUCAGUAGGAAAGUGUUGAAUCCAGAUGGUCGUUCGACUCGACGAGAAGAAAAGGUGCUGACAAUUAACAUUAAACCUGGCUGGAAAGCAGGAACCAAGAUUACUUUUCAAAGAGAAGGAGACCAAGGUGUUGGCACUAUUCCUGCAGAUAUUGUAUUUGUGGUUAAGGACAAACCUCACUCAUUGUUCAAACGAGAAGGCAGUGAUAUUAAGUAUGUGGCUAAAAUCACUUUAAAAGAAUGUAAAUUUUGUUUGCAGGCAUUGUGUGGAACUAACGUCGAUAUACCUACCUUGACUGGAGAAAAACUGACACUUCGUAUCAAAGAUAUAAUUAAGCCAAAUGUGAUACGUCGUAUUGCAGGACAUGGUCUUCCAUACCCUAAGGAGCCAAAUCGAAGAGGUGACCUAAAUGUGGUCUUCGAUAUUAAGUUUCCAGACACCUUAAAUGAAUCUACAAAACAAAUAUUAUGGGAUUGUUUACCUUAAAUUUCCAUAGUCUUAGGUACACUUCUACAAAGUUGUUUGUUUGGGUCAGAAAAUUCUAUUGUAUAAAAUAAAGAUGUGGCAUUUUGAAAUGUUUGCUGCUAAAAUUAUAUAUAAACUGUAUACAAAUAUCUUUGAACUGAUUUUUUUAAACAGUUUUUAAUGAGCAGUACAAAAAAGGUGCUAAACCCAAGUUAUCUGGCAAUGUUUGAUACAUUGGCCUGAUGUGUUAAAUUACUUGGUAUUUUUUCAUAUUGGAGUAAAUGAUAUUAGCUUUAGAUAAAAUAGCUAUUAAUAUUGCUUCACAAAGGCUAUAUAUGUAUAUACAUUUUCAUAGUCUUUUACUGUAUGUGUUAUAAAUUUUGAGUUGCCAAUAUUUGACAGUAAAAUGUAAGAGACUUAGAAGACAAAAUUUAAAUGAAGCUCAAGUGAUACUUCAAACUUACUAGAAAAUUUCAAUAGGAAUUGCUAUAAACACUGUAAAUGGUUAUUGUAUUUGCUGAGGGUUGGCCACAUUCAUGAAGAAUCUAUAAAUACAUGUUCUUGAUGUAUAUCUAAUUUUUUUUUUUAACUUGGUGAAGGAUAUCACUGAUAUACUAGGUUCCUUGAAUGUGACUAUCCCCAGCAAUAAUGUUUCAAGCUGUAGUAAAUAUCAGGAUAUCAUAUUAUAAGAUAAGGACUUAUUUCAGUGUACUUAAAACAGGCUAUUGUUUUUGGUGAUACUGUGGUGCUUAUUUACAGUACGUUUUAUACCAUACAGUCUCAAAUAAAGAUGUAUUGUCAGUUUUGUUAAUAAUGUAUUUCCUUAACAUGAUGUGGUUACAAAUUUUUGUUGAUUGGUAACAUUAACUCGGUGUUUGUGUAGAAGUGGUAGUUUUGUUCCUCACACAUUCUGUUCAUACAAGUUAAACAUUUUAGAACUGUAAAUAAAGAAAUAGAUUUUAUUUGUUGUAAA